This is a messenger RNA of Biomphalaria glabrata, 10531 nucleotides long. RefSeq lists its product as uncharacterized. The coding region runs from base 811 to 4152 and encodes 1113 amino acids. The record is from RefSeq and is a predicted model, not a curated record. The transcript has 5 exons. NCBI's taxonomy places the organism in Eukaryota, Metazoa, Mollusca, Gastropoda, Planorbidae.
CAUUUCUACUGAUUACUUCAGCUUUUAGGGAAUUCACCUUUACAACAAAUAAUCUCAGACACAAAACACGGUGAAGUUCGUGUCUUGUGCUGCUUACGUGGUGUGUCAUAUAUAGCCUACACACCCUGCACUCAAAUGCGUUGGCCUCGCAUAGAUAAUUCUAAUGCUACACAUUAUAUCAGCUCAGCAUUUUCUUUAAAAAAAAACAUCUAUUUAGUAGGUCACAUCUGGAUAUGCGGAAACUAUAAUAAACCUUCUGGCCACAUUUAUAUUUUAAAAAUUUGAAACAUCCUUUACUUUUCGAACGCCUAUAAUUAAGCAAUUUCCUAGGGAAACAAGCAUAUAAGUAAACCAUGGCUGUAACGGUAUAAUGUAAGCAUAGAGAACCUCUUCACUCAUUGUAGAUAGGCCUACAUAUACAGUGGGCAUGACUGUGUUUUAUUGGCUAAAGCGUUUACCCAAUAAUAUUAUAAUAACACCCUACUUCCUGCUAAAAGAAAAAAAAAAACAGCGUACACACUUCCUUCUCAUUACGUUGUUAAGAUUAGACUAUUGUGACCAUGCUUCCUGAAUCAUUUUGUUUACACUGGUAACCGCAGUGUAGCCCACUGCACUAACCCCGUAACUGUCGAUAGACUUCGGAAGUGAUGUUCGAAUAUAAUUAGAUUUAAUUCUGAGAAUUAGACCUUCAGACCGGUUCCAGGUAAAAGUCAUGUGAUAAUGUGAAUUGAAAAGUAAAAAAAGACAUGAAAGAUGUGACAAGAGUGUUGACUUACUGAAUAAAUAUGUUUGAACUAUUGAAAUAACAUUAUGGAUGCAGUUACAGAGUCAGACCAAACAAUGAUUGUGGCAUCAACACAGACAGACCUUAUCACCAGUGACAUUCUCUGGCAGUGUCUGUUUGUUAUUAAAAAAGAAUUUGUCAAUCUUGAUUAUAGAAUUACAAGAGGUCAGAAGGGUCAAGAAAUGGUUGUUGUUUACAGGAGUGAUGCUUUCGGUAUUUUUGGCCCACCAGUUGAUCCCAUUACAUUGACACUUGAUCCAUCUGGGCAGAGUCUUCUGUCCAUUCUGUUUAAACCUGUUCAGAGAGUCUCAUUUGUCUCUCCUAAAACAGGCUGCAUUGAAGUAAAUACGUUGUUGAAGCUGCUUUUGCUGGUGGCUGGUAAAGGUUUCUACUUUUGCCCAGGAAUACCAGAAAACUUUUUAAUAGGAAAAACAUUUAACAGGAACGUAAUGCUGCACAAACUUCCAUUCAAACGCUAUCAGUCCACCAACUGUCCAGUAUAUUACCAGUGCUCUGAGACAGUUAUUAAGAACUCCAAAGCAUCCUGUAUUGCAAUAUGCCAGCGGUGCUUGCAAGCAGCAGCAGCUAUGGGGCAACCGCAUUCAUCACAAAAUUAUGCCAACAGCACGAAAGCUGACAUUCCAAACAAAACAAUUUAUGUCGCUGUUACAGAAGAUAAUAAUGGGCUUUGUCCUAGAGAGACUGUGCCACCACACAGUGGUUUCCAAGUUUUAACUCCCUUGUCUUCAAAUCUGAAACAGGACAUAAAGAGAGUGACUUCUGGGGAGCUCCAUAAUAAUUAUUCAAAAUUAAGUCCAGUUGACAGUAAUGGAUUGUCUGGGGUUGCUUCUGCUGAGAACAAAUCUGAUGCCUUGAUAGAUAAAAUAAAGUCAGGCACUUCUUCCUUGAGGCUAAUGCUACGAGAGAAGUAUAAAAAGAAAACUCUUGGAUUUCCAGAUGAAUCUUUACAAGACAUAAAAUCUGAAAGUGUCAACAACAAAAUGGAAAAAAAGUCUAAAUGCAAUGUCUGCAAGCAAUGCAAGAAACAAUUUUCCACACCAGCCAGCCUUCUAAACCACCUUCAGCGUCAUGAAGGGCUGCCAGGCUCGUGGAAGGAUCGUUUACGCUCAAAGAGACAAGACACAAUUGGCACAAAAACGUCUUCAUUGCUAAGAAUGAUAGCUCGCAGCUCUAAGCCUCAGGCUGGUCCUAAAAAUAAAAAGAACUCACCAGCCAUUUCAGAAAAUGCUCUCAGGAUGGUGUUAAAGUACCUAGAUGUUAUAAUCCCAUCGAUGAAUGGAGCUAGGACUGUGAAAAAAGAACAGACCAAAUCAAAUAGUAAACCUUCCUCAAAGCAAAGUUCUAACUCUGUACCUGCAGCUAGUGAUGAUGUAAAUAGGCCCUCUAAUGGCCUUGCCGCUGUGCAGACAUUGUUGGAAGCUGCAGCCUUGACAGGAAGUGGAUUAGAUGAUAUGAAAAGAACAAACCUUGAUGGCCCUGGGAGGAAGCGUAAAGCAGUGGCAGCUGUUCUUCCUGUACCACAGUCUUCAUCUUCUGAGGAUGGUUGGGCUAAAAAGUCUAGAAAAAGCAUGCGGUUGGCUACAAAAAAAUCUAAAGGAAAACUCAGUGACUUGAAAGAUACACAAAUGGAUAAUUCACCAUCAUCACAUGAUACAGCACUACUUAGAAACUUGGAUCUGUUGUCCAGUGUUAGUUUGAACCUUCAUGUCCCUCCUACUAAUGUAACCACAGCUCAUGUUACUUCAUAUGCUCCAGUUUCUCCGCAUGGAUCUGCUUCUGUUUUUGUGUCAUCCAGUACUGUUCACCCCGUGCCUCAUUCCUAUAAUGUAACUGUUUCUAAUCAUGUCCAGCACAACACCUCUGGCGGAAAAGUGGUUUGCAGUAAAACUUCUGAUGCGCUGGUUGACUCCUCAGGUGCAAAGCUUCCCCCUGUGCCGCCGCUGCUCUUUGCAGGCCUUGGCCAUGAGCAGUCUGUCUUGUUCAACGGUUCUGAUGUACAGAAGCCGUUUGGCUCCAGUUCUGCUGACCUGCCUGUUGCUGGUUGCCCAUCCAUCCUCAGAAGCCUUGUGUCUGUCAGUGAUGCAUCCAGCAGUGACUGUGGAGCUAUUGAUUUGUCCAAACCCAAACAGAUGGGAUUAAGUCCAAACAUUCCACAGGAAAUGCAAAUAGGGGCACUUCCAAGACUUUCUGACAAUUUGGUACCAGUGGGUAAAGAAGAUCAGAAAGAGCUGUUGAAAUGCAUUAUGAUGAUGUCGAAAGCUGCUCCCAUUGCGCCAGCACAGCCUCCUGAAAGUGUCAUCAGUGACAAACAGUCAGACUGUAAUUUGCAGGCGCGUAUGUUUGCCAGUGCACGUGAUUAUAAAAUUGACAGGAAGUCUAAUAACAGUGUUUCUCAGGUUCAGUCAGUGGUGGCCUCCUCUGCCAGUCGGAUUGUGCAGGGAGUGAAAUGCGGUAAAGGGGGCGGACCUGGUGCCCCAGUACAAGGUGAUGAGAUUCAGUGCGGGUACAAAUGGAGUGGGUCUGGUGGAUUGGUCAAAGAGCGCACUCAGAUGGUCAGGGAAUUGGUGCCAGCUGAUAUUAUGGACAGUCUUCUCAACAGGUCUAUCCCUCAGAUCAGUCCGAUGUCUAAUGCGCAGUCAUCAGCUAUAAAUCUUUCAUCACCACCAUUGCCACAGCAUCCUCAUCAUAUUUUGAGCAAUGCAUGUUCACCAGUCCGAAACUCACCACCAACUAUUUCUGCCUUAAAUCUUACCACAGCUAAACCUAACCACAUUCCCAGUCCUAAGAGAGCUGGUCCAGGAAGGCCGAAAAAAUCUGCCACCACCAGUUAUCCACCAUCACCUCCAUCCAUCUGGCCACCUGCACCAAACACAAGAAGUAUUUUAAGAUCAUCAUUGAUGCAUCCUCCAAGAGCACACACUCCUACAGACAGAGGAACUAACUCUGGAAGCUCCCCGCAGAAGACUGUCCAUUUGCCCAACAAUUGUGCCCCAUCGCCAAAUUCCUUAGCAUCUUCUGUGUCUUCUAAUGGGGCCGUUUCCAGCCCAUCACUCUCUGCCAUGCUCCGUCAUCCAUCUUCCAUUAAGAAAGACCUAACUUACGAUUACACAGGCAGCGGCUAUUUCAGCAUAGAUCCUAUGGCCUUACAUGGUAAUAAUACAACAGCUUUUUCGAAAGGUGUGGAAAUAAAGUCAGAACCUAUGGAUAAUUUCUUGCAUGGCUCACAUGAUAGAAUUAUUAUGGCCUUACCAGUCAAGAAUGAGGUGUCAGAACAACACAGAGGCAGCCAGUUAAUUAUUGAUGAUGAUGAUAGUUCUUCAAAAAAUCUGGUAAUGGAAAUAAGAUGAAGGCAGUCUGAGUGUUUGACAAAUGAUGUGUCAUUUGCUGCCCUUUGAGAACUCAGUAAUACUUUCUAUUUUAAUAAUUAUAAAAAGUUUAAAAAAAAAAAGUAGUAAUUUUGUUAGUUGCAUAUCAUAAAUUUAUAUAUUAUAUAAAUCAAAUGCUUGCGACACUCAUUUUGUUCACAAUUGUAUAAAAACUUUAUAUACAUAUUAAUACAGCUAGUAUAGCACUAGAUAUAAUGCCAUUAGAACUUGGAUUUGUUGUAAUUAUGGCUUGGCAUCAAGAGAGGUGCCUUAGUGGCCAUGCUUUAUGGUGCUGGGUGUGUUAAUGUUGACUUCCUUAUUUCUCUAGCCAGGGUUUUGCUGUGUGAUGCUUUUUACAUGAACUUGUUUACCUCAUGCUCCUCGGGUGAAACUCAACACUUUGUAUUUACACAUAAAAUGAAAAGAUUUAUUCUUUAGCCAAUACAUUCUUCUCUUUCCAAGGGAUCUAGUGUAAAUAUAUCUCUAUUACAAUGCAUGCUUCAAGUACUGUCCUUAUGGAUAGAUGAUUGACUCGCUAAUUUACUAAUUAAUUAGACUAGUGCUAACUUUUAAACAAAAUUUCUUUGUUUGAUGAUUUGAUUUGAGUGGGUGCAAGCUGAGGAAGUUUUGGACUAUUUGGAAAGCAAAUUUUUCUUCAUUUCUUGACUUGGCUUUUGAUAAUCAUUUUCUUUGGACUUGGUUCUUUUUUUUUUGUUUGGAUACGGGGUGAUUGUUUCUCUGUCCGCCCAGAUUUGUGUGUUUUCUCUGCAUAUAAAUGUAUCAUUUCAUAUAUAUUUUAAGUUUUAUCUGUAGCGAUUGACUCCAUUUUAAUUUGAUCAUGCCUAUCUAAUUCUGAAAUAGUUCAAUAUUAAGACAACCAGAACUGCCUUUAGAUCCUUUCCUUUGUGUGUGUGUGUUCUCUUUAGGCAGUGUAUUUCUCUUCUACCUUCUGUUUAGUUGUAAACAUAAUGUUAAAACAUCAUCAGAAGUCAGGAGGGUAAAAUCACAAGCAAAUAAAAGCUGUGAAUCUAUCAUUUUAUGUGAUGUGCUGACUAGCAAUAGAGGAGUACAGAUGUAUUCCUGACCUUCAUUUAACGCAGCUUAUUGUCUACCACAACACGAAAUUCCUGUUAAAUUUUUUUUUUUUGAGUUUCUCUAUAUCAGGAUAUCAUUAUACCAGCAAUAAUAGGUGCGCAAGGGGAUUUUAUCAGAGAGUCUGUUGUUUACUUGUAAAUUGUCAGGGCUUGUAAAGACUUAUACAUAACAAAAGCUUGCAGACUCAAUCCUCUGUAAGUGAUACUUUUUUUUUUCUGUGAUUUUUAUUGUUGAAAGCAUUUAUUAUCUGAAUUGGCCAGUUAAAGAAACAGACACAUUGGAUGUAACACAAAUGGCAAAUGUAAAUGUGUAUGAUUAUGGAGUGGUGAAGUAUCAGUAUGAUGACAUUAUAUAUAUAUAAUAUAUUAUAUAUACUUCUGUAUACAUUUGUAUAUAUUACUAGAGAUCGUUUGCGUCUGUGCAUAUUUGAUUGAAAGAAGCAUUUUUACAGCUUUAGACAGAAAUAAUUCAAAUAAUCUAAUUGUUGUUAAGCACAGGGAAAAGGUUCAGUAUGUAAACAGGCACAUCAUUUAUUUAUUAAUACAAUUUGUAAGUAGAGAUCAUUUUUAGUAAGGCUUUUCAGUGCUCUACAUAUUUUCAUUUAGACUAAAUAGACACACUUUGUGGUUCAUACAACCUGUAAAUAUAUUUAUUUCAUAAUAAUAGUAUAUCUUUAUUAUCCUUGACGAAACAUUUUUAUAUCCGACUACAAAGGGGAUUGAUGUCUGUUACUGUAGUAUAAUUUCCGCCAGAGUGUAUUCAAUCUGAAACUUGAAGAAUGCAAAUCUUAGUCCUUUGCAUUGUAUAGUUGACAUAUUGAAUAUACUGAGCACCUUAAUAAGUUUUAUUUUUAAUAUUCCUGUCUAAAUAAAAUAUAAAUAAAUAUAUAUAUAUGCAAUUUUUUUUUAGUUCAUUAAAUGAUUAUGUUUAAAACAAAAUCCACUAAGUAAUUACAUAGGUAGCCAUACAACCACAAAAAAAAACAACAACUACUUAAUGGUGUAUCUCAGCAUUGGAAUCACAAUUUUUAUCUUAACUAUGAUCAUUGGUGAUCAAGUACAUUAGUUUAGUCUGUCAACUUGUUUGUGUAACAGGCCUUGUGAAAUGAUAUGUAAUUGUGUAACGAUGCUGCAAAAUUCAUGCCAACUCUGUGCAUUUUGCUGCCUCUGUUCCAUCAAGAAGUCUUUUUUUUUAUCAUCGACAUAUAUAUAUUUUUUGGGGGGGGGGGGGGUACAAGAAUUAACAAAAACUUAACUUUCUAAACCGCUAAAAUGGAUUGUGUUUGUGUUAGGUUUAAACUUAUCAAACAUUCCUACUUGAAAUGUAUUGUGUAUAUUUGUGCUGGAAUGUAGAGGUACCACAAGCAGUUGAGCUCAUUAGAUUGGCUCUUGGCCUCCCCCCCUGACAGGAGUAAAAAAAAAAGAGUAUGUUAAACAAAUGUUUUGUGAUCUCGAUGUUCUACUAGCAUUUACAUCAAGUGAUCACACCCACUUCUUCAGGAACCACCAGGUUUUGAAGAGCCCUUGAAUUAUUUUAUUCCUAGGCUGCAGGCAAAAACAGUGAAAAAAGGAAAACAUUCAUUUUGUUGUUCCCCUUAUUUCACUGGAAAAAAAAACCCAUCUUAGAAAUGAAAAAUCUUAACAGCAGUAAAAACAAAAUUCCUCCUGAAAUAUUUCAGUAAUCCAGUAAAUAAAUUGCCUCGGAUAAAAAAGCAGACAAUAGUCUCAUUUCUUUGGCUAUACAUGUUAAUAAAUAAUGACAACACUAGGUACAAUAGUUUUAAUGAUAGAAAAUAGUGAAUUAAAUAUUGGACAGAGCUGUCCAUUACUUUGCCUAAUUUGAUUCACCUAUAUUCUCUCAUUAUAACUAGUGUACCUAGUGCUGCCAUUAUUGAUAGGUAAUAUGAUUACAUCAUUCAUUGUUUCAGCACUUUUGUAUUUUCUAUUUUCUUUGGGCAGCAGGUAUUGAUAAAUCAUAAAGAUCAGAAGGCUUCUGCCUCAAUGAAUAUAUGACAUUGCUAAUUAUAAGGCUGUAUCUUUAUACAACUUAUGUGCGUACUUAGCCAGAAUAUCUUGUGUGAGAAGCAUGUUGUGCAUUGUAAAGACAUUGAACAUAUAUAUGAUAGCAAAUUUGUUCUUCCUGUGUCAGGUUUUAUUCAUUCCUUUAUUUUCUGUUAUGAAAGGGAUGGGUAUGUCAUACUACUUGCACCUUAGGUUGAAUCUUUGAGUAGGGAAAGAGAGACUAGAGACAGUUAUGAAUGUGAUAAAUACACUUGAUUUGACCAUCAUACUACUUGUCCUUUAGGUUGAAUCUUUGAGUAGGGAAAGAGAGACUAGAGACAGUUAUGAAUGUGAUAAAUACACUUGACUUGACCAUCUUUUUAUUCUCUGUUCAUUGGCACAUUUCAUCAUUGUGGCUCAAAGCUCAUUCUCUUCUUAUUGGUUUUCUAAGUCUUUGCUUUCAUUAUUUUGAUAAAUGAAGUGUAGAAGACUGUGUUCUGACUGCUAGAAGUUAAUUCAUGUACAAGUUUCAGUGCAUUAAUCUAGUUAAAAUUGUUAAGAAAAUAGAACUAUUUUUGCUUAAAUUUAGAAAGUAGUUAUAACUAUUUUUGUUUAAAUUUAGAAAAUAUAACUAUUUUUGUUUUUAUUAAGACAGUUGUCUCACUUUAAAGUUUACUUUUUUUUUUUCAUAAAAAAAUGAUAAAAUUUAAACAAAGUAGUUAUUUCUUCUCAUCUGUACAUUCAGUUCAGUUCAUUAUCUUCAAUAACUAAGUGAAAUGCUUAGUUCUUUUCAAAUAAAUCAGGAACAUUUAAAUCUGUCAGGAUUUAAGGAGUACUUCACUAGAAAUGGAAAAGAAAAAUUGCUUUUUUUUUUUUUGUUUAUUUUAUUUAUUUUUUAAGAGUGAAAAAAAAUAAUCCUUUAAAAUCUUUAUGGCAUAAAGCACUAAAUGAAAUCAAAACUUAUAAUUACAGAAAAUAAUUAGGUUGCUGGUAAUAGAAUCAGUUCAGUUGUCAUGGCCAAAGUUUAUGCCAAACCUUAAUGAAGAUUGCUUUUGCAAUUAGCUUCUAAGGAUUGCUUAAGAAUCCUUAAAACAGAACUGGUCACAAGACUUGUGGCAGACUCUGUGUAAAAAGACAUUGUUUGUGACCUUCCACCUGGCUGUUUCUUUUUGUUUUGUUUUCGCUUUCUUUUCUUAAACAUUACAUUUUUUAUUCUUUUCACAUGUCCUACAAUUGUCUACAUCAUAUCAAUCAAUUGUUUCCUUAUAACUGCUCUAGCUUCAACUAAAUUGUAAUCUUGCUAUUCAUUUUGAAGUUAAAAAAAUAUAUAUAUAUAUAUAUAUAUAUCUAACAAGAAAUUGUAACAAAGCAAAAACACAUGCAACAAGUUUCUUUUUAAUUGUUAAAUUAUCCUUGUAAACUAUUUAAUAUGAUUAAAUGUAUUUAUACGUAUAAUUUAUAUGUAAAACAUUGUAAUAACUUGGGCAUUAUUUCGACACAAUUAUUUAAGUUUUGAACUAUAAAUAAUAUAUAAUAAUAAAUAAUAUGUAUAGUUAAUUUUUCUGUAAUUUUGUAUUUUAGUAAGUAGUUUAAAAAAACAAACUGCAUAUACUUUCAUGCUUUGUAUUGCCACAAUUUAGCAAUGUAAUGUUUUGUAAAGGACUGCAAGACUGUCACUACCGUCUUACUUUUUCAAUACUUUUUAAUCAGAUUUUUAUCUCGACUUGGUGUGUGACAAGUUGAGUAUUAUUUAGAAGUGUGAAACUAGUGAGACUUCAAAUUGAAGUUAAGCCGUGUUGUUAUUGAUCCUGAUUGAUGCUCAGACUGGAGCAUGGAAGUAAAAGUUAUAACUCUAAACUUGUUAUUAGAACAUUAAGAUACAAUAGAGAAUAGUUUCAUUCAUCAAGUUUUUUUUUUUAAAUGUAUUUUAUUGAUAGAAUUUAGUAAAUUUAAACACAACUAUACUUCUAUACAUACCUUUUUUUUAUCUGUAUCCUUAGAAAUUGUACAAUAGUCUCACUUAUUAUUAUUUAAAAUUUUUGAAAUUUCAAAAUGAGUUUGGCACCAGCUUUACUUUGAUUUUGUACUGUGUUGACUGGGUUUAUUGAAUUGAAAGGAUUGACAAGUUGUGUGAUGUAAUUGCAUUGUGAUCGACCAGCUAGUUUUAGAUGUAUACAAGGACAGAGCAUGUAGAAUCGUGUUGUGAGGCUGCUUUGACUUGGACAGUGACAUAUUUUGAUGUGGUCUGUAGCAGGUUUGAACAUGUUCUAUGUGAAAUGUGGACUUUGAUCUGUUAUGGAAAGAAAGAUUUUGAGCAAACUUUUGUAUGUGUACAAAUGUAGUAUACAUAGAUUUCAUUUCUCAGAACUGGGCAUUAUUUUCCACAUUUAUUCUAGUUAACAUUUUCAUACUUCUUCUUUGCUUAAUCUAUCUCAGAGAAAUAUUUGUUUGUCCUGUUGAAUGAUGUAAAUAUCCUGAAAAGUUUAAAAAAAAAAUUUUUUUUUUUUUUAAUUCAUUUGCAAUAGUCUUGUCAUUUCAUUAAUUAGUUGUUAUUAAUUAAGAAAGUUAUUUCUUUUGUGUGUAGAUCCACUUAUAAUUUCUGCUCAUCCAACAUGUUUUUAAUUAUUUACUUGUAAUGUUAGGAGCAAUAACAUGGGCUUAACUUGUGCAGCAACAAACAGUAAGCAAGGCUUAAAAUGUACUUAGCCUGACAAGAAAAGAUAGGGCUUACCAGAUUAAUUGGGAGGGUUUGUGGUGAUAGAUUAUGUGCACUUUCGAUGUUUGCAAUGAAAUAUAAAGGGGGCUAUUGAAACUAGUGAUUGACCUUUGAAUGGAAGAAAUGGACAAAAGAUACAAUUUUUCUAAUCUUGAUUGAUCCCCUAUUUUGUUAACAUUGAAGGAGAAAAACUGAAGUUUCAAAAGGUUUUUUGCAUGCACAUUUUCUAUGGAUGUUGUCUAUUCUAGUAUUUAGUUCAGAUCUCAGGUAUAAACUAUUUAAAAGCCAACAUCUAUUAUUUAAAAGUGACAACUUACACUACUAUGUAUAAUCUUGUUACUAUUGCUAUUGUCAACUGUGUUACUAUAUUCAUGUAGUCAUACUAUCUAUAAACCACAUUCAGAAUAUAACAAAGAACUACUCGUCCCGUCGGUCACUUGUAUUCAUAACUAUGAUCUCAUGUCUUAUUUCUUGAUCAUAUUUUGUCAGCUGAUUCUAUUGUGUGAUAUUUUUCUUCAGAUACUUGAUUAAAAUGAUUUAAAUUUGAGAA